AAAACAAAACAGAGGAAGGAAUAGGACAUUGAUCUAAUGACCAAAUGGAUGACUGGAUAUAUAUUUGUAUUAGCACACAAUAUAACAUAAUAAUGAAUGUGCAUAUUUCUAUGGUGAAUAAGGAAGAAAUUUUUUAAGUGAACCAAUCAAAAUUUAUCACUAAAUGAUAUACGGGCUGAAAUAGAAAUCUCAAUAUACACAAUGAUAUAUCUUAAAGUAAUUUCAUUUUUACAAAUAUAUACAAAAUUUCUAAGAUGGUAAUUAAAACAAUUUGGUGUCAAUAUAUAAUAGAGACUGUUUAGAAGCACACAGUAGAAACUAUAUUCCCAAAUACAAUUACAUUUGAAUAAAGAAUCUUCUGUGUGAAUUGUACUGACUGCUUCUAUUUAUUCAGUAACUUCGAUAUCUUUUGUGAAUAUCCCUACAAGCCUCAUACUUAUCUAUUAAAUAUGCAUGAAUGUUGCCCUGUUCUACCUACCAAAUCAGCGACUAGUGUACACUCCUAAGCUUCACCAACCCCUGUGCACAGAAAGAAGAUGAAACCUGUGUGAAACAUAUUACUGUCAAAACUAAAGCUAUCGCCUAAGUAUGCCUAACAUGAUCAAAUCAAAUCAACUGAAUGGUUUUACAAAUAAUCGUGAUUUAAAUCACACUAAUUAUAGUGGAAUUCAUCAAACCAAUGGAUAUACAAAUAAACCAAAUAAUUCAUCUGGACGUUAUAUAAUUCUAUCAAAAUCAACAACAGUAAGAAAUGGAACAAGUAAAGGUUCAUAUCAUCCUGCUAGUCAUUAUUUUCAACUUGAUACAACAAAACGUUCUCAUUCACAACAAAGUAUAGGAUCAAAUCUUUCUAAUGGAUCUAUAAAUAGCUAUAAUGAUACAACUAAUUCAUCAAAGAAUUCUAUUAAUGGUAUUCAUCAAUUAUUAUCACCAACUAAUGAUCAAUUAAAUGGUAUUCAUACAAAUUUAAUUAAAUCUCCUGAUAUAAAACAUUCAAAAUCUCAUUCAAUUUCAUCUACAUUAUUAUUACGUGAUACAAAUUUAUUAAAACCAACUAGUGGAUAUCGUGAACAUAGUCGGUCAAUUGGUGGAAGUUUAUCUUGUGGACAACCAAGUCCAACAUCAACUGUUGAAGAUUCUAAUAUAACUACAUUUUCACCAACCAAUACGCAUACACUUGAUACAGAAAAUACUAACCGUACAAUUUGGUUAUAUCAAUCUGAAUUAAAUUUACCAACAAAUAGUGAAGAUACUAAACUUGAUUCUAUAAUAACACCAUAUAAACGUUCUGAAAGUCAACAAAUAACUAUUAUACCAGAAUUUGAUUAUAGAAAUCGUAAUCAUACAACGAAUAAUAUUGCAUCUAAUCCAUACGUUGCUAAAUAUAAUUCAGUGAGUUCUGCCAUGUUGUACACUGGUAAUAAUACAAAUCAACGUAAUGUUACAAAUGAAGAUUAUAUGAAUAAUUAUGUAUCAGGUCCAAGCUUUCGUAAAAUUCAAACUCUUCAUAAUGGAAAUGCAACACAAAAACGUUUUCCAUCAGAUACUACACUCAAUUCGACAACAAGAGAAGGAGCUCAAAUAUAUACAUCAGGUAGUCGCCCUGGUCCAGUGACAAUCCCUGCUCGAAGUAGAAGUGCACAGCCUAGUCCAGGUCCAAGUCCGACCAUCAGUCCUGUAACAUGUUUUCGAGCUUCUGAAAAUAAUUUAAUUCCAGGUGCUGGAGGAGAGAAAAAUUCAUAUACAGCAACAUCACAAAAAAUUAAUUUAAAUGUUACAAAUAUACAACGACGUGGUUCUUCACCUUCUAGAGUUGAACAUAACAAUGUGAAUUCAUUUUCUUCUGAUGCACCUGAGGAGGAUAAUGAAGCUCACAUUCUACCGUCAGUUAGAGAAAUUAUACGUCAAGUUGAAGCUAUGACACAAUCAAAUGCUGCCACAUCAACUACAGAUAUAUUUACUCUUGGUCUUAAUAAUGGAACAACAGGAAAUCAUUCCAUUCAAAAAGAAACUAAUCAACAAUCACAAUUAUCAAAACAACGUAAAGUAAAUUCAACUAAUGAUAACAAUCAAUUUGCACGAACUGGCAUUCUUAGACAAUAUGGUAGUAGUCAACGUACACCAAGUGCACCACAACUUAGAACAGCCAAUUAUGGUAAUUCACAAAAGUAUACACCUAUUCAAGCAAAAUUCAAUGCAGCUGUUGCUUCAAAUUCACAAAAUACAACAGCUCCUCCUGUUCCACCACAUGGAAUUGCACGUAAUAAACCAAUUAUUGGAUCAUUCACUAGGAGGAUUGAACCAUUAACUAAUGAUUCAAAUAAACAAACAGAUAUUGGCAAUGUAACUGGUGCACCGAAAAAGUCUGAACUUUUAAGCCAUUUACCUACGGAUUAUCAAAAGUUACGUGAAGCAUUUAUUGAACAAAGAAGAGAAAUUCAACGUCUUCGUAAACAAUUAGCCGAAAAAGAUUUACAAAUUGCCCAAUUAGAAGGUGAUAUACGAUUAUAUGAACCAUGGCGUUAAAUGACAACUUAAAAAAAAGUUUUAUUGAUUAGUGAAAAGAGGAAACAAACAAACAAACCACCUUUUUCUCUUUGACAUUACAAGUUUUCUUGUUGGUAUUCAUUAAUCUUUUUUUUUGUUUCUAAACUUUUGUUUACAUAACUAAUAAUUAUGCAUUGAAAGUAAAUAGAAACUUAUAUAUGUACGUUUUACUAUAUGUAACAUUACUUAAUAUCAUUUAGGCAUUAAAUACUACUAAUAAGAACUCCACCACAACCAUCACCACCAUCACAAUCACCACAACAACAACAACUAACAAUUAUGUAUCUGUGCAAAGCAUUUCUACUCAAUUUGUUUUUAUUAACAUUAAUCCUUUCUGCAAAUUAUCUUUACAUGUUGUUUUAAGUAUUAUCAUUAUUAUUAUUUGAAGUUAACUGGAUGGGAACAGAGGUAUCUUUUCUUUUUAUAGAUGGUAUGUUGUUUUAAUUGUAACAUGCAAUUUGAUUACUUAUGUUAAUAUCAAUUAGUUAAUCUUGUUACAUAAGUUGUACGUAUAUGCUGUGCAUACUUUUGUUUUCCUUUCCAAUCAUUAUUAUUAUUAUGGCUGAUAAUCUUUAUUUCUCUCUGUCUAUCCGUCUAUCUAUCUAUCUAUCUAUCUCUCUUUGUCUUACUAUUGGUGUCAUUAGAAAUACUGUUAUAAUCAGAAAAGAAACUAAAUAGAUAACUAUGAUUUAGAUUUGUUAAUUGAUGUUUGUAAUAAUGAUGUCGGUUUUACUAAUGAUGAUGAUUGAUAAGUCUGAAGUUUUUAAAUGUAACUGAACAACUGUUUCGUUCCAGUAUGAUGCUUUUUAAUGUCCUUAAGUUACCGUGUAUAACGAAGCUUGAUAGUUGAGUCUAGUGUGGUUCAUGAGCUCACAGUGCUGAAAAGUCUUUAAGUAAUUUAGAUAAAGCGACAACAACAAUUGAUGCAGAAUAAUAUAAAUUCAUUAUGUGUUUCGUGGUUUUGUACCAAUCACUUACAAACAUAUAUGUAUU
Schistosoma rodhaini is the source of this 3540-nucleotide messenger RNA. The record is from the annotation of a GenBank genome assembly. Lineage: Eukaryota; Metazoa; Platyhelminthes; Trematoda; Strigeidida; Schistosomatidae.